Molecule: messenger RNA, 1605 nt
Organism: Talaromyces rugulosus
Lineage: Eukaryota; Fungi; Ascomycota; Eurotiomycetes; Eurotiales; Trichocomaceae
Exons: 1
Coding region: 1-1605 (534 amino acids)
Biological process (GO): transmembrane transport
Cellular component (GO): membrane
Molecular function (GO): transmembrane transporter activity
Source: RefSeq, a predicted model, not a curated record
AUGGCUGCUCCAGACAGUAAAAACAACGAUGACUCGGACUCGCCUGUCGCGACGUAUAUCGCCGACGAUGUCAUACCCGGCGAUCUCCAAUCCGGCGAUGACAGCGCUCUGCCGUCCGGAACCUUCGAUCCGGUAUACGAGGCUAAAGCUCGUGUGCUGAACAAAGCCAUUCAGGAGAUUGGCAUGGGACGCUAUCAGUGGCAGCUGUUUGUGGUUGUCGGGUUUGGCUGGGCGAGCGACAACAUGUGGCCCAUCGUCACCUCGCUCAUCUUCACUCCGGUCAAAAACGAGUUCAACCCUGUCCACGGCGAGUUCCUGACUCUGGCACAAAACAUCGGGCUUUUGGUCGGCGCCAUAUUUUGGGGGUUCGGUUGUGAUGUGUUUGGCAGGCGAUGGGCGUUCAAUCUGACCAUUGGUAUCACCGGUGUGUUUGGCCUUAUCGCCGCUGGAUCACCAAAUUUCGCUGCUGCUGGCGUAUUUGCCGCUCUAUGGUCGAUUGGUGUUGGUGGAAAUUUGCCUGUGGAUUCCGCCAUCUUCCUCGAGUUCCUACCGGCAUCGCAUCAGUAUUUGCUGACAGUCCUUUCGAUUGACUGGGCUUUUGCCCAGCUGGUGGCUACGCUGGUCGCCUGGCCAUUGCUGGGCAACUACACCUGCCAGGAGGAUGAUUUAGUGUGUACAAAAGACAAGAACAUGGGCUGGCGCUAUUUCCUGAUUGCCAUGGGCGGACUGGCCUUGGCCAUGUUUAUCAUCCGAUUCGUUUUCUUCACCAUCUUCGAGUCCCCCAAGUUCUUGAUGUCGCGCGGCAAGGACGCUGAAGCGGUGGCGGUCGUCCACGAGGUGGCUCGACGCAACGGGAAGACAUCUACCCUGACCCUCGAAGAUCUAAGUCAAUUUGACGUACUUGGUGUCGAAAUACAGCAAGAAGAGCAGGGUACCGGCCAGCAGACAUCGGCCGGUGCGGCGUUGAAACGGCAGCUCGAGAAGGUGAAAAUGACCCACUUGCGCUCCCUCUUUUCCACCUUCAAGAUGGGCUUGUCGACUACGAUGAUCACUAUUAUCUGGGCCUUUAUCGGUCUCGGUUUCCCGCUGUACAACGCCUUUUUGCCCUAUAUCCAAGCCACGCGCGGAACGGACUUUGGCGAUGGGUCGACGUACAUAACCUACCGCAACGAAGUGAUUAUCGCUGUUCUCGGCAUCCCUGGUUGCAUUAUGGGUGGUUAUCUCGUAGAACUGCCUCGAUUCGGGCGCAAAGGCACUCUAGCUGCCUCGACAAUCCUUACCGGUGUUUUCCUCUUUGCGUCCACGACAGCGACCAAGUCCGAUGCGCUACUCGGGUUCAACUGCGCCUACAGCUUCAUGAGCAACGUCAUGUACGCUGUGUUGUACGCCUAUACGCCCGAGGUCUUCCCGACCAAGGAUCGAGGAACAGGAAACGCGCUGACUGCGUCUGCGAACCGUAUUUUCGGCAUCAUGUCGCCCAUCAUCGCCAUGUUUGCCAACCUGAACAGCGCCGCCCCGGUGUAUGUCAGUGGAGCGCUGUUCCUGACGGCAGGCCUGUUGGCGAUCGGACUGCCUUUUGAGUCGAGAGGAAGGGCCAGUUUGUAG